GCUUCAACUACCAAAGAGAGAGGCUCAGCCCUCAGCCUCCAAAGUUAUUGGCUUGUUAAAGCCUAUAGGGAAAGAAGAAAAGUCGUCAACGACCCUCUGCGAAGUUUGAGAAGGCUGUGUUGAAUAAUAAGCAAAUAUUUUCAAGCUCAACAUUAAGGAGAAGCCUAUUCCAACAUGGACAUCCAGAGGACCGGCUCGUUGGUGCGUCCACCCAGCCCCAUGGAGAGCCUGGAGAAGCAGCUGAGCUGCCCUAUCUGCCUGGAGAUGUUCACUAAGCCCGUGGUCAUCCUGCCCUGCCAGCACAACCUGUGCCGUGGCUGUGCCAGCGACCUCUACGACUCACGCAACCCCUACCGCUUCUCGGGCGGCGUCUUCCGCUGCCCCACCUGCCGCUUCGAGGUGGUCCUUGACCGCCAUGGCGUUCACGGACUUCAGCGCAACCUGCUAGUGGAGAACAUCAUCGACAUCUACAAGCAACAGCAGGAGGGUGGUGGGGGUAGUGGCGUUGGAGGCAGCACAGAGACUCCACUGAAGCCCAAGGACUCCAAGGAACCCAUGUGCCAGGAACACGAGGAGGAGAAGAUCAACAUCUACUGUGUGACCUGCCAGAUGCCCACCUGCUCCAUGUGCAAGGUGUUUGGCCAACACAAGGACUGUGAGGUGUCACCACUGGCCGGUGUCUACCAGGUGCAAAAGGGCGAGCUGAGCAACGCUAUCGACACCCUAGUGGCAGGCAACGGGCGCCUUCAGGCCCUGCUCAACCAGAUGGAGGAUACCUGUCAGGCGGUGCAGGACAACGCACAGCGUGCCAAGCAAAGCCUAGGUGAGCGCUUUGACCUGCUCUACGCAGUGCUCGAGGAGCGCAAAGGCCUGCUGCUGGAACAGAUCGGCAAGGAGCAGGACGAGAAGGUGACUGCGUUGCGGGCGCUGGCCCAGCACUACAGCGAGCGACUGCAGGCGGGAUCAGAGCUAACGGACACAGCGGUACGGGCCCUGGAGCAGAGCGGUGCCGCAGAGUUCUUGCUGGCCUCCAAGGGCCUUAUCACACAGACCAAGGACACCGCCAAGAUCUCCCUGGGCGAGGACAGGCCUGAGCCGGGCUUUGAGAAGAUGGACCAUUUCACGCUGUCCACGGAGCACGUGGAGGCCGUCCUGGCCAAGAUGGACUUUGGAAUGGUCGAAGACGAUGCGUUCGAGGAUGCCGAAGGGGACGAAGAAGAGGAGUGAUGAAACUUGAAAAUAUACGAACUGAACAAAUGAACAAACUAUUUACUACUUUUGAAGGUUCUUUUAACCUGAAUGUUCCUGGCAGGGACUCUAGUUGCAAUGUUUCAGUGAUAUUAAAAGAAGUUAGGAGUAAAGUGGAA
Molecule: messenger RNA, 1367 nt
Organism: Salmo salar (Atlantic salmon)
Lineage: Eukaryota; Metazoa; Chordata; Actinopteri; Salmoniformes; Salmonidae
Product: tripartite motif containing 63b
Molecular function (GO): zinc ion binding
Source: RefSeq, marked provisional